Molecule: messenger RNA, 4764 nt
Organism: Salvelinus namaycush (lake trout)
Lineage: Eukaryota; Metazoa; Chordata; Actinopteri; Salmoniformes; Salmonidae
Product: EMILIN-1-like
Exons: 9
Coding region: 466-4011 (1181 amino acids)
Molecular function (GO): protein binding
Source: RefSeq, a predicted model, not a curated record
CCAAUUCUGCUGCGCUUGAAACUCCAGCUUCCUUCUUUGCUUCGCAAUAACUAACUUACUAAAAGCUUAAACUUUUUCUCGGAAACUGUAGCUUAUUUGAACGUCGGGAAAAACAACAGCAGGCUCACAGAUCCGCCUCGGAGUGUCUUGGCACAUUUACAAGAAUUAUAAAGUGAAUAGCAGCUGCUUUUGGACAUCAUUGAAAGCAAUAUAAGUGCUAUCAAUCAGAGGACUAUAGUAUCAAUGUUGAAGUGAAGACGGGUUGGAGAUACUGUCUCACAUCCCGCUGUAGCCUAACUAUGGGUCGAUAGUAUGGACUUACCCGACUCUGGAGAGGGACAGUGCAUCACGGCUGAUCGGAAUUUACUUCUCCGCUAUUCGUGUGGAAUAAAAGUUCAUUAACAAACGGGAGGAUUAUUUAAGAGUUUCACUUAAAAGUUAGGUUUUGUUGUUUCGUGUGGAGGGAUGGCGGGACCAGUUAUGUUUAUUUUCCUGUGGGUAUUGACAUGGUUCGGGGAAGUUCGGGGUGCUUCGUACCCACAGCGGUAUAAUCUCUACUCCGGACAGACCCAGGCGCUGCCACAGAACGGCGUCCGGGCGGCAAGCAGACACAGAAACUGGUGUGCGUAUGUAGUGAAGAAGACAGUGAGCUGUGUGGUGGAGGAUGGAGUGGAGACCUACGUCAAGCCUGACUACCACCCCUGCUCCUGGGGCACGCAGUGUUCCCGAAUGGUGACGUAUCGAACGUAUAUGAAGCCGCGGUACAAGGUGGCCUACAAGAUGGUGACGGACAUGGAGUGGAAGUGUUGCCAUGGUUACACCGGAGAUGACUGUAGCGAAGGGCCGAGCGGAAGGUCGGGGACCCAGAUCGCUACAGCCAGACCCAAACCGUCCCGACCGGGACAGACCGGAACCGACACAGGUCACAGAGGACAGAGUGGAGGAGACGGGCGAGGCGACAGCGACAAGACGCGGCAGCUGGAGGACAAGAUCCAGAGCCUAACCAAGGACCUCCAGGACCUGCAGUCCACCCUGAGGGGCAUGAACGAACGCUUCCAGGAGGAGAUGCGCAAACCGGGCUUCAGUGGGGGUGGCACCAAGGCCCCAGCGGAUGCGGCCCAGCCGGAGAUUAAGGACACCAUCCACAGCAUCCAGACCAAACUAGACCAGCUGGACAACCGGACACAGGCUCACGACAAGACCUUGGUCAGCAUCAACAACCACCUGGUCAACGGGAAUGGCGGCGGUGGGAAUGAUCUUGGCGGUGGCACUGGCGACUCCUCUGGAGGCACCGGUGGGAUUAGCGGCGGGAAGCUCAACACGCUGAAAGAGGAGAUCCUGAGGGAGCUGGAGAGAAGGGUGUCUCUGUCCUGCUCCUCCUGCCAGUCGGGGGUGGAGGACCUGCGGAGACAGCAGCAGGAGGACAGGGAGCGGAUCCGUGCGCUGGAGAAGCAGCUGAAUGCCGUGGAUGGACGAUAUCGCCAGAGCUUGGACGGCCUGCGCCGUGAGGUGACACGCUCCCAGGGCUGCUGCGACUCUGUCACCGACCUCAAGUACAGGGUCACAGAUGCUGAAAGAAAGAUAAGCUCCAUAUCAGAAAACUACGAUGUCAUCCAGAACCGCCUGGAUAAGGAGCUGGGCAGUGGCGGUGGUAGUAAUGGAGGUGGAGGUUUCCCAGAAGGUGGAGGUGGCUUUGGCCCUGGAGGUGGUGGCUUUGGCCCUGGAGGUGGCGGCGGGUUACCCAGGGUGAUAGAGGACAGGCUGGACGGUCGUCUAAGGGACAUUGAGAGGUGGGUGAACAGCACAAUGCAGCACACAGAGGAGACAGAGAAAGACCUGAAGGACUACUUCAACCGUGAGCUGGGCGACCUCCGGACCGUGUUCCUGGACCGUUUCGACGACCAGGGAUACCGCAUCGGCGACAUAGAGCUAGACGUGGGCAUUGUAAAGGACCUCGUGUCGGACCACGACAAGAAGCUGAUCCGCCUGGAGAACUCCACGGCGCUACUAGACAAGAGUCUGACUGACUGUGGCUGUGGAGGAACAGGAGGAGGAGCUGGAGGAGGAGGAGUUGGAGGAGGUGGAAGAGAAGAUGGAGGAGGAAGUAGAGGAACCGGAGGAACAGGGGGAAUGGGAGGGAGAGGAGCUGAAGGUGGAGCAGGGGAAGGAGGAAGGGGAGAUACAGGAGGAACAGGAACUGAAGGAAGGAGAGAUGGAGGAACAGGGGGAACCGGAGAAGGAUGGGGAGGAGCUGGAGGGGACGGAGGAAACGAUUAUGAUGGAGACUCUGUGAAGUCUAUCACCUGGAGGGUGGUGGCCAAUGAGGACGAGAUCCGACGCUUUGACACGCGGAUCAAGGACCUGUCCGUCUCGGGCGACUCCCUCAUGGACAAGGUGCUGGACCUCAGCCACGACAUCCGCAAGAUCAAAGCCUUGACCGGAGACAACGGCGAGCACUUCAACCGCAUCGUCACAGAAGUUGAGACGCUUGGGCGCGGCAUGGAUGACUGCGACGUCUGUGGAAGAGUGGAAGACGAGUUCAAAAAGCUGAAGAACCACACCCUGAACCGCUGGGAGAAGGACAUCAACGCCAUCCGGAACCGGGUAGAUUCAGACCAAAGCUUUUGCUCCCAGGUGUGCUCCACCCUACAGGAAGAGGUGGGGAAACUCCGGGAGGAGGUGGGGAAGUGUAGCGACCAGUGUAAGAUCCACAUGGAGACCCCAACAACAGGAGGUGGCACUGGAGGACGAGGCCUGGAUGAACCUGAGAAGCCCCUGGACGGCCACAGUGUGAUCGGAGGCACGUCCAACAACGGCCACCUCAAGUCCCUGCAGGGCGAGCUGUCCGAGGUCAUCCUGACCUUUAGCUCCAUCAACGACACGCUGAGGGGCCUAGAGCACACAGUGCAGAAACACGGCAGUGUCAUCACGGAUCUGGGCAACACCAAGGACAAGAUCAUCUCUGAGCUGGACAAGAUACAGCAGGAGGUGACUGAGCACAUCGAGCAGAGCCGCGACCGCCUUGACGGGGUGGAUCGCGACGUGCGACGCUUCGAGAGCACCCUAGUGGUGGAGGUGGGCGACUGCAAGCGAUCUGGCGACGGCCUGGAGAAGAGGCUGUCCAAGAUGGAGGGCGUGUGCGGACGGCUGGACGGCGUCUCCGACUCGCUCCAGAGGAUCAAGGAGGGGCUGAACAAGCACAUGUCGGGCCUGUGGAACUGUGUGAACGGUCUGAACGCCACGGUCAUCUCCCAUGGAGGGAUCAUUGAGAGCAUCCAGACCACUCAGCUGGACGGGAUCCACGGGAAGAUCAAGAACCUCAACUCGUCCGUCAGUCACAUCCUCACGGAGUUCGAGAAUCUUUCGGAACAGGACCUGACCGGUGUGCAGUUGGUUAGAGGUUUGAAUGGCCUGCCAGGUCCUCCAGGUCCCUCUGGGGAGAGAGGGUUCCAAGGGCUGCCUGGCGCUGAGGGGCCCCAAGGCAGGGACGGACCCCCGGGCAGGCAGGGAGAGAAUGGGCCCAGAGGAUCACCAGGCCUCAAAGGUGAACAAGGUAUGCCAGGUGCCGAUGCCAACGUGCCCAAGCUGUCCUUUUCUGCCGCUCUCACCUACCCCAUGCUUAGUGCUGGCACCAUCGUCUUCGAUAAGAUCUUUGUCAAUGAGGGAGAGUUCUAUGACCCGCGGACUGGCAUCUUCACGGCGCCCGUUGAUGGCCGCUACUUCUUCAGCGCAAUCCUGACUGGCCACAAGAACGAGAAGAUUGAGGCGGUGCUGUCCAAGUCCAACUACGGCAUGGCCCGUGUGGACUCCGGGGGAUACCAGCCAGAGGGACUGGAGAACAAGCCGGUAGCCGAGGCCAAGGUCACCCCCGGCUCCCUGGCUGUGUUCAACAUCAUCUUGCCCCUCCAGGCAGGAGACACAGUCUGCAUUGACCUGGUCAUGGGCAAGCUGGCCCACUCUGUAGAACCUCUCACCAUCUUCAGUGGAAUGCUGCUGUAUGAACAGAUGUAAGCCAAAACCCCCCUAGGUUGUCCAUCUGGAACAUAAGAGAGGGAGAGGAAGGAAGAAACGGAAGAAGGACGAGGAAAGAAGAAAGUUAGAGAAGAGAGGGGUUGGGGUUGGUCCCCAUUCUGGACGGUUUAGACUCACAGUUUGAAUUGACCACCGCUUUUCAAAGCAAAACGACAGGGUCCAGAGAUGGAAUUACUUUGUAUCAACUCGGGAAACACGGGAACGAACGACAACUAGGAGACGACUACAACGACAGAAAAGUGUUGUGUUUCUCCCUCUGUGUGUCAUUCCUGGCCCUCUGAUGUUGUGAGACCUGAUGAACUGCUUGAACAAACACAGGAUGUACUAUAAACUAAGUAGCAGACUGAGAGACUUCACCCUUCAUUUUUUUUUUACCUAGCUCGUCCAGUAUUUGGAGAAGUGUUUUUCACACCAAAUUUGUUGCUACUACUGCAGGAUGAUUUUUCUAUGGUUAUUCUUAUUACUAUGUCCCUGUUUCUAUAUUACUCACUCCAGGCAUGGGGCUCAGCGUACUGUAGUCCUCACUGCGCCACUGCCGACCAUAAUGACAUCCCACCUUUGCUGCAAAGUGUUUCCCUGCCAAAGAACCAGACCCACUGUCAAGGUUUGAGGUUAAGCGGAAGUUGGGAAUAGGGGAGAGAACCAGAAAUGAGAAAUUCCUUGCUUGAUUUUCUAUAGCUGAUUUCUAUGGUGAUGAAUUCAUGUUUUGUGAUUUUAAUGUUAUCGUGCACC